Rotaria socialis is the source of this 1176-nucleotide messenger RNA. Lineage: Eukaryota; Metazoa; Rotifera; Eurotatoria; Philodinida; Philodinidae. The record is from the annotation of a GenBank genome assembly.
AUGCAAAUUCAUUACAUAUCUCGUCUAACUUCAGCUCAACAUUUUAAUUCAGUGAAGCGAGCUCUAUCAAGACGAACAUUACCUGUUCUUCGUCAACUAAUACAAGCUGAUUCUCUACAAACGACAGCGUCUCUUCGAUUAUCAUGUUUACUUCGCUAUACAUCAACCAACUCAUCGAAUGAUGAACAAACUCGAAAUGAAGAGAAAAAGAAAAAAAUGACAAAUUUAAUGUAUAUUGUCGGUGGUUUGACCGGUGUUAUUGCGAUUUAUUCAAUUUUUCAAAAUCGAAACAACUCAAAAGAAAAGCAACAAUCUAUUGCAGAAUAUGACUCCCGACAUAUAAAAUCUAAGGAUCCUGAUGAAUCAAAUAGAACAUCUGUCGAAAAAGAUACUAUUGAACAAGAAAAUUCAAAUUUAGUCGAAACAAUCAAUAAAAAUGAUUUAACAUCAAAUAUUCCUAAUUUUGCUCAAUAUUUAAUUAUUGGUGGCGGUGCAACAGCAAUGAGUGCAUUCAAAUCUAUUCGUGCACAUGAUCCAACAGCAAAAGUUCUUGUUAUAAGCUCUGAAAAAUAUUUACCAUAUAUGCGUCCUCCAUUGUCAAAAGAUAUUUGGUAUACGGAUGAUGAUGAUCUUAUACGAAAACAUUCAUUUAAACAAUGGCAUGGCAAAGAGAAAAGUUUAUAUUUUUUUGAUGAUGAAUUUUACACAGAUGUUAAAACACUUAAUGAUCAAGAAAAUGGUGGUGUUGCAGUUGUUCUUGGAAGAAAAGUUGUUGAUCUUGAUUUAAAAACGUCUACAGCUAAAUUAGACAAUGAUUGGGAAAUAUCAUUUGAAAAAUGUUUGAUUGCUACAGGUGGUCAACCAAAAACUUUAAAAAUAUUUCAAGACAUGUCUAAUCAUCUGAAACUCAUGCUAAAUAAUCAAACAUUAAAUUCAACUGAUUUUCCGAGUGAACAUUCAUCGAAAUUUUCAUCCCAAAAAAUAUAUUUAUUGGAUACUAAAUAUAUCUUUCCAAAUUCAUUAACAAAUAUGGCCAUGCAUAAUAAUAUUGCUGAAAAACUUGAUUUGUCUUUAAACAAUAAUAAUAGGAAUCAUUAUUCUGAUAGUAGUCAUACAUUAUCACCUUUACCUCAACAAAAUCCAAAAUUUUAUUUUGUAUUAAAUGCAUCACCAUGA